AUGGCACGACGCAUUGACGUUCAUCAUCAUUAUCUUCCCCCUGCCUACCUCAAAGCUCUCGAGGCGGCUGGCGGCGAUCCCUCUGGAUUUCCCACCCCAUCGUGGUCCAUUGAUGCUGACCAACAGCUUUGCAAUGACUGUGGCAUUGAAACGGCCAUCUUAUCAGUCACUGCACCGGGUGCAGGUAUCUUAAAAGGGGCCGAGUCUGCCCGGCUGGCGAGAGAAUGCAACGAGUUUGGCAAGGCCCUAAAGGAUGAAUUCCCUCAGAAAUAUGGGUUUUUUGCUGCGCUGCCCGAUAUUCUCGAUACGCACGCGGCUUUGGAAGAGAUUCGAUAUGCCCUCGAUGAGCUGCAAGCCGACGGAGUAACCCUUUUCACCCGCUAUGGAGAUGCCAACUACUACCUCGGUCACCCUGAUAUCCGCCCGAUCUGGGAGGAGCUUGAUCGGCGCGCCGCAGUGGUCUUUGUCCAUCCAACUCAUGCCGUGGAUACGAACCUCGUCAACAGGAUGCUUCCACAGCCUUUUAUCGACUAUCCGCACGAGACCACUCGAACCGCGGUCGAUCUGAUCACGACGGAUACGGUCCGCACGUACAACAACUGCAAAAUUAUUCUCUCUCACGGCGGAGGUACCUUGCCUUAUCUGGCUCUGCGUCCAGCGAUUGCCUUGAAGGACACCAGGCUCUCGGGCAUGACACGCGAGCACUUUCUGGAAAAUGCACGAAUGUUUUACUAUGACCUGGCGCUGACGGAUGCAACCUUUGCUCUGCCACUUCUGCAAAAAUUCGCUUCACCGGAUCACAUCCUCUAUGGGAGUGAUUUUCCAUAUGCACCCACCACUUCCAUCAAGUUUUUCAGUAAGGACCUGGCUGAAGCCAAUAUUUCGGAGGAAGCAGCGGACAAAAUGAAUUAUGGUAACGCGCUGAAGUUGUUCCCUCGCCUGCGCACUGUGUGA
This is a messenger RNA of Aspergillus bombycis, 954 nucleotides long. RefSeq names its product amidohydrolase family protein. Gene Ontology annotation, cellular component: cytoplasm; cytosol. The transcript is spliced from 2 exons. Gene Ontology annotation, biological process: secondary metabolic process. NCBI's taxonomy places the organism in Eukaryota, Fungi, Ascomycota, Eurotiomycetes, Eurotiales, Aspergillaceae. The record is from RefSeq and is a predicted model, not a curated record. Gene Ontology annotation, molecular function: carboxy-lyase activity; hydrolase activity. The coding region runs from base 1 to 954 and encodes 317 amino acids.